GCCCAGGUCCACUAGCCCUAGGCUCCGGAGGCUGCAGCUCCCAGACCACACUUGGGCACCUGCGCGGGCAGGGCGGGGGGAGCGCGGCCUGGACCACCGGGGGUCUGCUGCAUCCAAACCAGCACGCAGCCUGUCCCAGCCCACCCGGACCCCUGCAGCCCCACAAGAGCCGCAGCCCACCUCUCCAAGAUGUCCAAGGUAGCCAAGUAUCGCCGGCAGGUGAGCGAAGACCCUGACAUCGACAGCCUGCUGUCCACCCUAUCCCCCGAGGAGAUGGAGGAGCUGGAGAAGGAGCUGGACGUGGUGGACCCUGACGGGAGUGUCCCCGUGGGGCUGCGUCAGAGGAACCAGACUGAGAAGCUGUCCACGGGCGCGUAUAACCGGGAGGCCAUGCUCAACUUCUGUGAAAAGGAGACCAAGAAGCUCAUCCAGAGGGAGGCGUCCGUGGAUGAGGGCAAGCAAGUGGAGACCAAGACAGAUGCGAAAAAGGGAGAAGACAAGGGCAGAGAUGCUGGCAAGAAGCCCCUGGGCCCCAGACGGGACUCAGACCUGGGGAAGGAGCCCAAGAAGGGUAGCAUGAAGAAAAGCAUCUCGAGGGACAAGGACGAAGCUGACGGCAGGAGUGCAGAGAGGCCCAAGGAGGAGAAGCUCGUCAGGGGCCUGGAGAAGGGCCGGGUUAGGGCCGUGGUGGACAAGAAGGAGGCUGGGAAGGAGGGGCCGGCCGCCCCCCGGAAGGAUGAGGAGAAGCAGAGGAAUGUGAGCAGAGACAAGGGCAAGAAGGGCGAGCAGCCCGAGGCGGCGAGCAAGACGGCGGUGCCUGAGAAGGCCAAGGGGCCGCAGACGGGCGAGGACACCCGGGCGGAGGCCCAGGAGCCGAAGGGGGGACGCAGGGACAGGGCCGCCAGGCCGGAGGAAGAGAAGGCCAGGAAGGAGGAGCCCCGUGAGGCAAAGGCCCCCCGAGAAGACAGCAAGACCCCAGUGCCAGAGAAACCCACCCCUGGUGCCCCUGCGAAGCCUGCCGAUGGGCCCGCCAAGGCCGAGGAGGAGGCGACCCCCAGCAUCUUCGAUGAGCCCCUGGAGAGGGUGAAGAGCAACGACCCGGAGGUGACUGAGGUGAAUGUGAACAACUCGGACUGCAUCACCACGGAGAUCCUGGUGCGCUUCGCCGAAGCGCUGGAGUUCAACACGGCCGUCAAGGUCUUCGCCCUGGCCAACACGCGGGCGGACGACCACGUGGCCUUCGCCAUCGCCAUCAUGCUCAAGGCCAACAAGACCAUCACCAGCCUGAACCUGGACUCCAACCACAUCACCAGCAAAGGCAUCCUGGCCAUCUUCCGGGCCCUGCUGCAGAACAGCUCCCUGACCGAGCUGCGCUUCCACAACCAGCGCCACAUCUGCGGCGGCAAGACCGAGAUGGAGAUGGCCAAGCUGCUCAAGGAGAACACCACGCUGCUCAAGCUGGGCUACCACUUCGAGCUGGCCGGGCCCCGCAUGACCGUCACCAACCUGCUCAGCCGCAACAUGGACCGGCAGCGGCAGAAGCGGCUGCAGGAGCAGCGGCAGGCGCAGGAGGCACAGGCGGGGAAGGCGCUGCUGGAGGUGCCCCAGGCCCGGCCCCCCGCCCGGGGCUCCCCCAGGCCCUCCCUGCAGCCACCCCCCAAGGCCGCUCCCAAGAACUCGCCGGGCAAAGGGGGUGCCCCGGCCGCGCCCCCUCCACCACCGCCUCCCCUGGCGCCCCCACUCAUCAUGGAGAACCUGAGGAACUCGCUGUCCCCGGCCACCCAGCGGAAGAUGGGCGACAAGGCCCUCCCUGCCCAGGAGAAGAACUCCCGGGACCAGCUGCUGGCGGCCAUCCGCUCCAGCAACCUCAAGCAGCUCAAGAAGGUGGAGGUGCCCAAGCUGCUGCAGUAGGCCCGAGCUGCCGGCGCGCCCGCCACACCACACCUGCCCAGGCCCCGCUUCCCAGGGCCGCACGGACCCCGCCCGCCACGCCAGCUGCCCUGCUCUGGACAUCCCUGCCCUGCUCUGGGGGAGCUGGAGGCCGCGGCCACUCCACGAAGGGUACCUUCUCCCCUCGCUUCUUUUCUUGUCUCUGGCGCUCUCCACCACUGUCUCAUCCCUGGAGCCGGCGGUUCUGGACGAGAAGAGUCCUACUAGCACGUGACCGAGAAGACGACACCCCUGGAGCCUGAGGCUGGCCAGCUGCCAAAGGCCUAGGAGCUGGGAGGGGGGUCCCUCAGGGGCCAUGCAACGCGUGGGCCCACUGCCCCCAGGGCCAGGAUUCAGGCCUCUGAGGAGCCCUGGGGGCAAGCCCGCUGGGCUGGUGGCUCCCUGUGUGGGGCAAGGGUGUAAGACUGGAGGGCCAAGGGCUCAGGGGAGAGGGCGGAGGCGCUGAGGAUACCCCACACCCCUCCCCGCUAAGCACAGGACUUGAGGGGCGCGGCCUUGUGGGGGGUGGGCUGCGGCAGGGGGAGAGGACAGACAGCCGCUGGACCUGAAGACUGGAUGCCAAAGCAGACGUUCCCUCACACUCACCUGCUGCUGUUCAGAUAGCUGUGAUCUGUCCUCCGUGAGAUUUUAUAAUAUAUACGAGCCUUCAGCUGUGAGUGGCCGUGCCCACGUGGGUGCUGUCCCCAGAGUCCUGGCGCUCACCCCUGCUCGGGAAGCGCAGACUCCCCGCCCUGCCUAGCCACCCACAGGGCCGGACUCACUCAGGGGGUCCUGCCCGGGGUCCCUGGGCGCAGCGCCGAGGCGGGUGGCGGAGCCAGGGCCUCAGUGGCCACAUGAGGCGAGCGGUCUGCGCCGCUCCGCGCCUCCCGGUGUGGGUUGAGGGCCGGCGCCCCGAGCAGCCCCGGUCAGGAGGGCCGAGGGUGAAUGACCGCGGGGCAGUGCCCAGCGGGUGUGCCCCCGGGCCCGACUCCCACUGCCUGGAUGCCAAGGGCCUCUCUCCGCUUUGGAGCUGCCGCCGGGCCUGGGGCCUCGUCCCCCGCGUCCACCAUGCGCCUGACCCCGGGAGCCCAGUCAGGGCCUGGGGCGACGCCUGCGCGCGGCCCCCGCCCCUGCCCACCUGUCCGUGACCGACGGCGGACACGACCGGGCCGGAGGGCGACUCCCGCCGGCCGCACGGCCCCGCGCGGCGCCCAGGGCCUCGAGGCCCCGCCGGGCCGCCGCUUCAGGGCACGAGGCUCCCGAGGGGACGACCCCUCACGCUGUGCCUGGGGCUGGGUGUGGGGGGCCAGGCCCCGCCCUCUGCACGCCCUCUGUCCGCUCUCCCGCCUAGUCCCGCGGCUCCCGCAGACCAAUGACGUCACCCUUCCCGCCGCCCCCGCAGGAGAAUGACGUCCCCUCCCCCGCCCCCCGCUGGGCGAUGACGUCCCCCUCCCCCGCAGGCCGAUGACGUCACCCUUCCCGCCGCCCCCGCAGGAGAAUGACGUCCCCUCCCCCGCCUCCCGGCUGGGCGAUGACGUCCCCCUCCCCGCCCCUCCCCCGCAGGCCGAUGACAUCACCCUUCCCGCCGCCCCCUCGCGUCCCUUGCAGGCGGAUGACGUCCCCAUCCUCGGGUACGGCGCGGCGCCUCCUAGCGGAGACGCGGCCGGGCCUUGCGCGGCGCGCGGACGGAAGGCGGGCGGCUGUACCGGGCGCGGCCCGCCCCGCGGGAAGGCCAGGAUGGCGGGGCGGGGUGGGGGGUGGGGCCGCCCUGGGAUCAGCCGUGUUGAGGGGAGGGCUCGCUAGGCGGGGCCGAAGCCCUAGCUGACGGGUCCGGACCCAAACCUGGGCCGGGAUUCCCAGCCGCCUUACCCUCUCCGCACCCCGCCCGGGGGCCGGCGGAGCCCCAGGCCCGGCCCGUCCGCGGAAGAGCGCCCGGACGGGGGCGGCGUGUACGGGCCCGGGGUCUCCGGGCUGCAGGGCCCCUCGGCCCGCUCGCUCUCGCAGGAGGCCCGGGCUGGGCCUGGGGCCUAAGGCCGCUCAGGCGCUCCUCUAAGAGGCGAGAGAUCCGAACGCGGGUCACCCACCAGGACCACCCGGCCUGGGGAGCCUAGUGGGGGCGGCCCGCUGGGGAGGUGGUCGAGGGGCAGACGCUGCCCGCCCCACCGGGCACACUUCUUCCGGCCUCCCCUGCUCUGCCCAUCGGGCUCUCAGCCUCCUCCCGCUCCUGACCGCCCCCGCGCUCCGCUGUCUUGCUAACCCCUGGCUCCGGGCCCUGACUGUAUGUUCCAGGCACCCGGGCCCUAGCCCGCUCCCUGCCGUCCUCUUCCGGACUCAGGCUCCCCAGCACCGCAGGCCUCGCUGACGCCAGGAUGCGGGCCCUUCCACCCCCGCUUCCCUGGCCCCCCAGCGUCCUGCUGCUUCCUCCGAGCUGAGCAGGACCCCCACUUAUACCACUGCUGACCCAACCCUGAGGGUCACGGCUCCUUCCACCCAACACCAUCAUGUAGGGCGACUGCCAGUUUUCAGGGGUGUUGGGGGAGCAGCUGUGCCCGGUCCCCAGGUGAGGUGUUGGGUCCCAGGAGAGACUAGGGCGGUGCCCUGUUUACCAGCUAGACAAUGUGAGGGGCCUCCUCUGCUGCCACCACGUGAAAGCUGCACUCCAGCACGGUUUCCCCUUUUUCUUAAAAUUCUCUUUUUUGCAGUGCUUUGCAGCGACUUAGCAGCAGCAGCAGCAGCAGUUAAUUGAUUGGACAUGUUGGAGGGAGGGGGUAGGGGGCUCUGAUUGGGAUAAUCUGUCUCCCAUCCUAGACUAUGGAGCAAUUUCUAAUUGGCCCCAGGCUGCUGACUUAAGGAAGCUCAUUCCGGAUGGCAUGGCCCUGCAUUCAUUAACAUCUCAUCUUUCAGGGAAAUGCAGAAAUCUUGCCCUGGAAACCUCCACCUCCCAGCUUCAGGACAGAGAGAGGGGCUGUCCAAACCUUGGGAUGACCUGGUGACCCCUCUCCCAGCAUGCUGGCAGAAGCUGUGGCCUGGAAGCCAGGACACCCGCGGCCCACCUCUCGUCCCCAUCCUCGGGAAAGGUGGACUUGCAGCACAAGCUUCCCCUUCACCCAGGUCAGGUCCAGAGGUAGAGGUCUGGCCCUGGCCCCACAGCAGCUGGCCCAGAGCUCCCCGCCCUCACUGUGAGAAAAGAGCAUCCAGCGGGCCCUGUGCGCCGCCAGCACGAGGGACGGCCGUCCAGACCAGGCCGCAGCGCCCUGAGGCCUGAGGCAUGGAGCCAGCAGGUUGCAGUGGGGCCGGAGGGCGAGUGGAUGGAGGGGAGGGGACUGAGAGAGGGCUUGGAGGGCUUAGGGGCUUUCCAAGCUGACUUGGUGUUCUCCCCGCGUGAAUUAAAGUCUAUCGAGCUUC
Molecule: messenger RNA, 5334 nt
Organism: Bubalus bubalis (water buffalo)
Lineage: Eukaryota; Metazoa; Chordata; Mammalia; Artiodactyla; Bovidae
Gene: LMOD1
Product: leiomodin 1
Exons: 3
Coding region: 190-1911 (573 amino acids)
Biological process (GO): muscle contraction; pointed-end actin filament capping; myofibril assembly
Cellular component (GO): striated muscle thin filament; myofibril
Molecular function (GO): actin binding; tropomyosin binding
Source: RefSeq, a predicted model, not a curated record